CUCGGCUCGUCGUUUCCCGGCUCUGACCGGUUCCGUAGUUGGUUGCACGAUCCGACCCUCCCUUCCUUCGCUCCUUCUCCUUCUCCUUCUCCUUCUCUCUCUCUCUCUCUCUCUCUCUCUCUCUCUCAAUCUCUCUCUUCGCCAUUAACGAAUAACUAGGAGAGAUCGAGAUCGAGAUCGAGAUCGAAACCCUAGCAUUAUCGUCUACUCUGCUGUAGCGGUCGAGGAGGGGUGGGGGCGAAGAUGAACGACGCCGAUGUGGGGAAGCAGAUCCAGCAGAUGGUGCGGUUCAUCCGCCAAGAGGCCGAGGAGAAGGCCAACGAGAUCUCCGUCUCCGCCGAGGAGGAGUUCAACAUAGAGAAGCUGCAGCUUGUUGAAGCAGAGAAAAGGAAGGUCCGACAAGACUAUGAGCGGAAAGAAAAGCAGGUGGAAAUUCGUAAGAAAAUUGAGUAUUCUACGCAGCUAAAUGCAUCACGCAUCAAAGUGUUACAAGCACAAGAUGAUGUGGUAAAUUCAAUGAGAGAUGCUGCUAGCAAUGAGCUUUUGCGUGUCGCUGAUAAUCCAAAGUCCUAUGCAAAGCUCUUGAAAGGCCUGAUAGUUCAGAGCUUACUACGUCUGAAAGAGCCAGCUGUAUUACUACGGUGCAGAGAGGUAGAUCGUCGGUUGGUGCUAUCCAUCUUGGAAGAAGCUAAGAAGGAAUAUGCAGAAAAAGCAAAAGUUCAAUGUCCUAAGGUUACUAUUGAUGAAAAAGUCUAUCUACCGCCACCUCCAACCAAUCGUGAUGCUCAUGGACCAUUUUGCUCUGGAGGUGUUGUGUUGGCUUCGCAAGAUGGGAAGAUUGUCUGCGAGAAUACCUUGGAUGCUAGGCUAGAUGUUGUUUUCAGACAGAAACUGCCCGAGAUUAGGAAGCUGCUUUUUGCGAAGUAGCUGCUGCCUUUUUUUUUUUUUUUAUUUCUCCUCCUUGCAAUAAAUGAUAAGCCAUGUCUUUAGUUCUCGGACAUGGGAUCAUCUUUAUCUUUUCUAAAAUAAAUUUUUGCGGCUGCUACUGAGACGAGAUUUGCGAACAAUGUAUCGCCGAGCUUUUCUUGCACUGCUCAGGGUAAUUCUUUGAUUUUUUUUUUCUUUGUUUUUUCGUUUUGGAAUUUUUCCUACUCUAUUGUAUCAAAGAUAAAACGGCUGAAGCACUGAACCAUCGAUGAGAAUUGAAGGAUUAAGUAAUUGCUAUCUUAUUUGUUGACAUAAAUUCCAAUUUUUGCA
Molecule: messenger RNA, 1257 nt
Organism: Ananas comosus (pineapple)
Lineage: Eukaryota; Viridiplantae; Streptophyta; Magnoliopsida; Poales; Bromeliaceae
Product: V-type proton ATPase subunit E-like
Exons: 6
Coding region: 244-927 (227 amino acids)
Biological process (GO): proton transmembrane transport
Cellular component (GO): proton-transporting two-sector ATPase complex, catalytic domain
Molecular function (GO): proton-transporting ATPase activity, rotational mechanism
Source: RefSeq, a predicted model, not a curated record